This is a messenger RNA of Drosophila melanogaster (fruit fly), 1060 nucleotides long. RefSeq lists its product as uncharacterized. Gene Ontology annotation, cellular component: cytoplasm. Lineage: Eukaryota; Metazoa; Arthropoda; Insecta; Diptera; Drosophilidae. The record is from RefSeq and is marked reviewed. The transcript is spliced from 3 exons. Bases 71 to 991 code for a protein of 306 amino acids.
AUGCAUUGUUAUCGAUAGACGUGAACAUUAGAUGUUAAGUUAAAAGCGGCCGGUUACUAUUCUUACAAAAAUGGACUUUCAGCGAAACGAUGCUAUGCUCAUGGAAAUUCUGCAGGAUCGGAAAACUAUUACAGGUUUCCUGGACUCCAUUUUCGGAUUUCUGCGACGCAACACCGACUUUUAUCACACAAAACGCGAUGAAGCGGAUAAAAUAGGCUUCCCCAAAGGCGUGAGGGAUCAGAUUCUAUAUGGCGCCAUGCAGCGCUACGAUCCGGAUUGCUUGCUACAAUCCCUGACCGCGGAAGGCGGUGCAGAUGAUGGAGAAACGGCUCCGCCUGCCGUCGAAGAAGUGGUCCUGGAAAGCGAAGAUGGUCCUCAGGACGAGGAAAUGAAACCCAUAGAGAGCCAGCCGCCACAAAAAGGGAAGGAGCAGUCAAAGUUCUCCCCCAGCGACUACAAAAACGGAGAUGUGUUCGAAACGCACUGCUGGUCACAAACCCUCAAGGAUGUGGAGGUGCAGGCUCUGCUUCCCAAGGAUCAUCAAACGGCGAAGAAGCUGCACAUUUCAAUUCAGGCCCAGCACAUCAAAGUGAGCAGCAAGCAUAGCCCAGAGACGAUCAUCCUCGAGGGAAACCUGAGCCAGCGGAUUAAACACAAGGAGGCGGUGUGGACAAUUGAUCAGAACCGAUUGAUCAUAAGUUACGAUAAAGCAAAGGAGCUCUGGUGGGAUCGGCUCUUCGAAGGUGAUCCAGAAAUCGAUUCCAAGAAGAUUGAAUGCGAACGCUAUAUAGAUGAUUUGCCGGAGGAAACCCAGGCCACCAUAGAAAAGCUUAGGGUCCAGCAGUUGGCAGCAGACAAGCAACAAAAUGAAAUUCAGACCUCAAGUCCCGACCAAGCUAUAAACCUGGAUCGCCUGAAAGCUGCCUGGGAUGCCGAAGGUUCGCCGUUUAAAGGACAGCCCUUUGAUCCUUCUAUCGUAAGAAUGAGUUAAAUUUUAAAAUAAUUAAUUAAGCUAGCAAUAGUAGUAAAAUAGUAAAAACUGAACCAUAUAUAUUUUUAU